Messenger RNA from Lingula anatina, 5826 nucleotides. Its product is annotated as cadherin-related tumor suppressor-like. The record is from RefSeq and is a predicted model, not a curated record. Gene Ontology annotation, molecular function: calcium ion binding. Gene Ontology annotation, cellular component: cell-cell junction; plasma membrane. Lineage: Eukaryota; Metazoa; Brachiopoda; Lingulata; Lingulida; Lingulidae. Gene Ontology annotation, biological process: homophilic cell-cell adhesion.
CUACGUCACUGAGUACAAGAAUGCAGUCUAUUGACAAGCAUUGAAUAGUGCAAACGACUGUGAUGAGGAUUUAAAUAUGUGCUCUCAUAAUUCUCAAAAGAAUCGCUAAAAUGGGAACUUAAAGCGAGCAAAAGAAAUGCGAGCACUAUCCUUAGACUCUUUGCAAGGGACCUACAGAAAAGCAGCUUCCACAAUGGGUUCGAAAGGAGAAAUUUAGUCGCAGAUAUUUGAAGCUUGCUGUCGUGACUAAGGUCAACAAAGAGUUUCAAGAGUGUGUCACCCUCAAGCGUGGGUUUUCGUCAAUCGAGGAGACAGCCCAAAUUAGCCCAAGAGGAUAACGGAGAUUACGACAAGGAAUGAGUAGUAUAUUGCCUGUCGUCAGAUAGUCGAAAUAAGUCGCCAGAAUGAUAAGAAGGGACAUAACUGAUGACGAGAAUAAGAGCACACAGUAGCAGUUGUGCAAAGGAAAUUGGGUCAACAUUAACAUGGCUACUUCCAACGGUAGUCUAGUUGCCGUGACAGGGGUAGUUCUACAACUACUCUUUCUUUUUACAUUUUCACGUGGACAGGGCCCAGGGACAGUCGACCCCGUUCAACUGCAGGUGCGGGAAAAUGUCGCUAUCGGGUCAACGGUCGGGGAUAUACCAACUCUUCCGAAUUUUACGUACGUCCUUAGUGAAAACCCAGGAAAUUUAUUCAGUCUCAAUCCCAACACAGGGAUUCUAAAAACUGCCUCGAAUAUUGAUAGAGAAAACUUGCCUACAGAGAAUCCUGUGAAAAUUGUCGUUUUAAGCAGCAGUCCUAUAUAUUUUAUUGAUGUUUUUGUGGAGGUUUUAGAUGAAAAUGAUAAUUCCCCAGUUUUUCCACAACAAAGUAUAGCCAUAGAGUAUUCAGAAGCCGCAGCUAGCGGUACACAGGCAGUUCUAAGGACAGCCACUGAUCCUGACUUAGGAUUAAACUCAGUAACUUCACAAUACACAAUAGUCUCAGGCAAUGAAGAUAACAAAUUUCGGUUAGUUGUCUUCUCAGAGGCAUCCCAACCAUUUUUAUAUGUGGAAAAUCUUGUGACUUUAGAUCGUGAGGAGAAAGAUUUUUAUCAGCUCAACAUAUCUGCCCAAGAUGGUGGGAGCCCUCCAAGAUCUGGCUUUCUGCUUGUUAAUAUCACAAUAACUGACAUUAACGACACCCCUCCAGUGUUUGACCAGAGUGACUAUGCUGCUCGUGUGAAUGAAAGUGCCCCAGCUGGCACCACUGUGAUACAAGUCCGAGCCACUGACAGAGACAUGGGGUCAAACGGAGAUAUCACAUACUCUGUGGUAGAUGAUACAGUUCAGUUUGCGAUAGACCCGAAAACUGGAGUGCUGACCACGUUACAGAAACUACAGUGUACUGCCAGGUGUGCUACAUGUAAUAAUAGCUGCAUAGUCACAGUGGAGGCAAGAGACAAUGGCCAGCCUCAAGCCUUACAGGGAAGGGCUUAUGUUACCGUGAGCCUCAUAGACGAAAACGACCAUGAUCCUGUCAUAUCAUUCAAGUACAUUCCUCAAACUGCGAAAAUGGCCUCAGUUUCUGAGAGUGUGCCUAAGGAUAGCAUUGUAGCUUUUGUGUCAGUCAGUGACAAAGACCAGGGGGUGAAUCAAAACACCUAUGUCCGUAUUAUACACGGGAAUGAACUGAACCACUUUUACAUGGUUUCUCCCAUUCCAGGCUUGCACUUAGUGCGUGUUAAUGGGAGCUUGGAUAGGGAAAGGAUUAAAGUGUACAACCUCACAAUCCUGGCCCAAGAUGGGGGUAGCCCACCCAGGUCCUCUACUGCUCAUCUUAUCAUUCAUGUCAGUGAUGAAAAUGACCAUCCCCCUGUAUUUGAAAAAACCAACUAUGUUGUAAAUCUCAGUGAGCUUGCCCCAGUGGGGAGUUUUGUAGCAGGACUCACAGCCACUGAUAACGACACGGAUAUCAACGCACAUAUCACAUAUACAAUAGUGUCUGGCAACCAGCAGCAGUGGUUUCAGCUUGAUCGUAACUCCGGACUCGUCACCACACGACGUCCACUCGACCAUGAGACCGUGUCACAAGUCACCAUGAAUAUUUCCGCCCAAGAUGGUGGGUCUCAGCCUUACAUAUCAUUUGCCUCUCUCAAAGUAUACAUUCAGGAUGAAAAUGACGAAGUGCCUCAGUUUGAGGAACAAAUCAUUCAUGCUAGUCUCGUAGAGGGCACAGUUUCUGCCUCUCUAGUCACUGUUCUCACUGCAACAGACAGGGACUCUGGAUCCAAUGGAAGUGUGCAGUAUGUGUUUGCACCCAGUGUUAAUUCUCAAUACCCUCAAACUUUCUCCUUGUCCCCUACCACAGGGCGAUUGGAAACAACCAAAGUAUUAGACAGAGAAACAGUGCCUUUUUAUACGCUACAUGUAAUAGCUAGAGAUGGGGGAACCCCUCCCCUGUCAGCUACUGCUACAGUUUAUCUGAAUGUGACAGAUAUCAAUGACAAUUCUCCUGAGUUUUAUCCUAAGAGGUAUUAUACAGCAGUGCAGGAGGGUAUGCCCCCUCCAGUGCAAGUACAGCAGGUCACAGCCACCGACUUGGAUGAGGGGACCAAUGCCCUGGUGAGGUACGCCAUAGAAAAUGGCAAUGCCGAUGGAAAGUUCACAAUCGAUGCUGUCAGUGGGGUUAUCAGUACCACACAGGAGCUAAGGCAAAGCCAAGGAACCAGGUACAAUUUGACUGUGUCUACCUAUGAAGUAGCUAAUCCAUCUGUGAAGCACUUUGCCACUGUUCUUGUCUCUGUCACCAUUCCUGGGAGUUCAGGUCCACAGUUUUCCACGUCAUCCUAUAGUUUCACCAUAAUGGAGGAUACAGGAAACCAGUUUGUCCCUCGGAAUGUAGGCCAGGUACGAGUCACUGGCUCAGUCACAGGAGUCACCUUUGAAAUAGCUGACGGUGAUCCAAAGGGGGUAUUUUCUAUUGGCCAGAGCACAGGAAAUAUAAUCACAGCAAAGAUUCUAGACAGAGAAAUGCAGCCUUUCUAUACCCUGAAGGUCAUAGCAAGUGAUGGCACCUUGUUCAGUGAAAGUACAGUCCACGUGACUGUCACAGAUGCAAAUGAUAAUGCUCCACAAUUCCCAGCCAACAGGGUAGAGGUUUCUAUGCCUGAGAAAUUACAAGUAGGGCAUAAGGUUUAUCGUGCCGAGGCAGUAGAUGUGGAUUAUGGCUCCAAUUCUGAACUAUCAUACAUCCUUACCUCUGAUGCUAAUGGUACAUUCUCCAUAGGCCAAUCAACAGGGGUGAUAGAGCUGGAGAAACCAGUAAGCUGGACCCGUGGGGGAGUAAACUCAUUCACUGUUCAUGUUACUGUUAGAGACAAAGGGCUGCCACAAAGAUCGUCCAGCAUGGAAGUGACCAUUAAUGUUAUAGAUGUGAAUGACCACACCCCAAGUUUUCAGCAGUCGAGAUACGAGAUCGCUGUGAGUGAAGCCCUUCCUGUAAAUUAUCGUUUCUUCCAAGUGACAGCAACAGAUGCCGACGGCGGACAGAAUGGAGAGGUAGUAUAUAACAUCACUAGGGGAGGCACAGCCUUCUUUAAGAUUUUCCCUGAUGGUGUGUUGUAUAUAGCCCAGGAAUUGGAUCGCGAAGCUCAGGAAAUUUAUCAUCUUACCAUUAAAGCUGAGGACAGGGGUACUCCCUCUCGUAGCUCAUUUGUGAAUGUAACCAUACACGUGCGUGAUGACAAUGACAACCCUCCACAGUUCACAAAUUCUUCCUACGUCAUGCAGGUAUACGAAAACAGUGAGGCUGGCACCUACAUUGGCUCUGUUAGCGCCACAGAUAGAGACACGGAUCGCAAUGCUGAGCUCUUCUAUUUCAUCUCAAGUGAUCAGACAGAUUUCACCAUCAAUCCAACAACUGGAGCCAUUUCAACAUUAAGAUCAUUCGAUCGAGAGGAAAUCAGACGCCAAUUUCUCCAGGAUUAUGUCAUGUUUGAGGUCACUGUAAUGGACAAUGGACUUCAUAGGCUGCGGGAUACAGCCACUGUGGAGGUGCGCAUCAUAGAUCGAAAUGACAACGCCCCAGUUUUUACACACAUAUUGUAUGAAGCUACAGUAUUUGAAAGUGCGCCUGUAACAACUUUAGUUCAGAAAGUGACAGCUAACGAUCAAGAUCAGGGAGUAAAUGGACAAGUGUCAUAUUCCAUAGAAAGUGGGAAUGAGGACGGGGUUUUCAGUCUGGAUCCAGGUACAGGGGACAUCAAGGUGGCAGGUCAGCUUGACCGUGAGACCAAUUCCACCUAUACACUGAUUGUCAAUGCAGAGGACUCUGCUGACUCGCCAUCUUUUACUGCCACCGCCACUGUGAGAAUCACUGUUCUGGAUGCCAAUGAUAAUAGCCCACAGUUUAUCCACACUACACUGAGAGCUGAUAUAAGUGAAACGGCAACCCCUGGGGAAUUCAUCACCCAGUUUUCAGCCACAGAUGCCGAUAUACUCAACAAUGCUGCAAUACAGUUCAGCAUUGCAAGUGGUAACACAGACAACACAUUCAACCUGGAUGCCAAGUCUGGCAAGCUUUACCUACAGAAGAAGCUGGACUAUGAACAGACCCCUCAGUAUCUGCUAGAAAUUAUGGCCAGUGACAGAGGAAGUCCUAGACAGGACACAACAGUUAUUUUUGUUGUCAGUGUUCAGGAUUCCAAUGAUAACUCUCCCCAGUUUUCCACACAGCCUGCAGUGUUCCAUGUUGCUGAGAAUAACAACCCCAAUAUCCCUGUUGCAGUUUUAACUGCCACCGAUUUAGACUCUGGAACCAAUGGAGAAAUAAGAUAUUCCAUCCUCCAUCAGGACCCUGUUGGUGACUAUUUUGACAUUAAUCCAACUUCUGGACAGAUAAUUGCCAAAAAGAGAAUAGACAGGGAGUUGAUUGGUCGUUUUAACCUCACAGUUAAAGGAACGGACCAAGCCACACCUGUGAACACACGUAGAUCAUCACUGAAAACUGUCACUAUCUUGGUUGAUGAUGUGAACGACAACGCCCCAGUUUUUACAUCACUAACAGCAGCGGCGGUGUCUGUGCUGGGACAGGCAGGGUCUCAGGUCAUGAAUGUGCGUGCUGAAGACCCCGACGCGGGACCUAAUGGGGUUGUCACGUACACUCUGUCAGGAGGAGAUACAAACUUAUUCACCCUACAGAGCAACACGGGUGUCCUCCUCUUAAAAUCAAGCAUCCCGAGUUCGCGUCUCAAAUACUCCGUCAGUGUGACAGCAACAGACUCCGGCACCCCGAGACUUUCUUCAACGUCAACCAUCGAUAUCAUCAUCAAAGCUACCACUGAGAAUGGGCCCACGUUCACUGGGAACACCCCCUACAGUGGAUCGGUGUAUGAAAACCAGACCCCAGGGACCAGUGUAUCUGUUCAAGUGCAGGCCAGUUCCCCAGGAGCUCAAGUAGAAUACUACAUCACAGGGAUUACCUCCAGUGGUCAACAAAUGCCCAGGUAUUUCGCUAUUGACCGACAGACAGGUGUAGUGACCACAGCAGUGUCCCUGGACUAUGAUCUUGGACAGCAUAGUUUCAGUGUUGAUGUUUAUGCCAUAGAUGUAUCUGGCAGUACCAGCAAGACAAGGAAAACACAGGUCUCUAUCACCUUACUAGACCAGAAUGACACCCCUCCCUCCUUUGGGUCAUCUCUGUAUGAAGUGAAUGUCCCUGAAGAUGUCCAGCCUGGCUACGUGGUGGCCAGUCUUGUGGCUCAAGAUGUGGACAGUGAGGGGACAGUGACCUACCGUAUCUCUAGCGGAGACCUGAGUGUGUUCCAAGUGAACGGAAAUACAG